Rhodamnia argentea is the source of this 1453-nucleotide messenger RNA. Its product is annotated as histone-lysine N-methyltransferase ASHR2. Bases 55 to 1314 code for a protein of 419 amino acids. NCBI's taxonomy places the organism in Eukaryota, Viridiplantae, Streptophyta, Magnoliopsida, Myrtales, Myrtaceae. The transcript has a single exon. The record is from RefSeq and is a predicted model, not a curated record. Gene Ontology annotation, molecular function: protein binding.
AUUUCGCGGGCACUUAACCCGGAAGAAACCCUAAGCUUGCUCAAACCUCUGUAAAUGGCGGACGAAGCAGCCUCGCUCCUGAACCUCGCCGAGAUCGAAGGCAGAGGGAGGGCUCUAGUGGCGGCUCAGCGGCUGCGAGGCGGCCAAAUCGUCCUCAGGGACUCUCCUAUUCUUCUCUACUCUGCUCUUCCCAUCACCAAACAACCACCUUCUUCUUCUUCUUCUGCGACUACUUGUUAUUGCGCCAAUUGCUUCAAAAUCUUGCCUCAGUCCUCCUCGUCGCAAGCCGUCUCGUGCCCUACGUGCGAUCACCACGCAUUUUGCAGCCCCAGCUGUCUCUCCGCCGCCGUCACGACGUCGCACACUCCUUGGGUCUGUCAAGCGCUGUCUCGUUUGGUUGCUUGCCCUCUGCUCGACGGUCAGCCUCUCGAACGCCAUGUCCAAGCUCGGUUCCUUAUCGCCGCUUGCAAUCUCGCGACCGUCUCUCCUUCGAAUUUCCAGCUACUGCUCUCUCUCCAGGGCCGAGAGGCUCACACGGACGACACCAUUUCGGCAGCGCAGUUCCUGCAUUCGCUGCUCGCCUCGGUUUGUCCUCCCCCUCCUCCGGCUUCGCCUUUCCCUCAGGGGUUUUCUUUUGAAAUGAUCGUCGCGUUGCUUUCGAGGGACAAGCUCAAUGCUUUCGGUUUGAUGGAGCCGGUUUCGUCGCGGGAUGGGGACGAAUUGGAUGGGGAGAGAUCGGUGAGAGCUUAUGGUAUUUAUCCCAGAGCUUCUUUCUUCAACCACGAUUGCCUACCAAAUGCUUGUAGAUUUGACUACGUAGACUCUGCUUCUGACGGUAAUACUGAUAUAAUCGUGCGGAUAAUCCAUGAUGUUCCUCAAGGGAGAGAGAUCUGCUUGAGUUAUUUUCCUGUCAACUUGAAUUAUGCGAAUAGGCAGAGAAGGUUGAUGGAAGACUAUGGGUUCGCCUGUGACUGCGAUCGGUGCAAGGUCGAGGCCAAUUGGUCUGACGAUGAGAAUGAGCACGGCGAUAACCGCGAAGACAAUGAUGGCGACACUGAAGGGAUGAAUGAGGAUGCCGAUGAACAAAUGGGUGGAUUGGAGGCGGGUAUUGGAGAGGAGAAAGAGACCGACUUCCCCCAUGCAUAUUUCUUCCUAAGGUAUAUGUGCAACAGGGAAAACUGCGGCGGGACAAUGGCUCCUUUGCCUCCGUCGGAGUGUGCUCCUUCCAAUAGAAUGGAGUGUAAUGUAUGUGGUCAGCUCAGGAAUGAGGAUGAAGAGGCAGAAGCCGAUGGAGAAGAGGCUAUGGAUGAGUGAGCUCCCCAUUUUUGAUCUUGUAUGAAGCUCUUCUACUUGUAGACUCACUUUCAUGUUUUUCUUUCUAAUCCAUCCUGUGGCCUCGCUCUCCAGCCAAGUCAGGUGUGAGUCAAUACUUAACAGUAGAGGGACCUAGUUG